Prunus armeniaca (apricot) is the source of this 2364-nucleotide messenger RNA. The record is from the annotation of a GenBank genome assembly. Lineage: Eukaryota; Viridiplantae; Streptophyta; Magnoliopsida; Rosales; Rosaceae.
AUGCAGAGGUUCAAGGCAGCUUCAUUGGUAAGAAACGGCCUUCACAAUUGCCGUUUGCUUAGCCAUUGCAGAGGCCUCUGCUCUCUCCCAGACCAUGCUCUCAACGAUGAUCUUGGCCACCAAGUAUUGGUUGAAGGCAAAGCUUGGUCCAGGACAGCGAUUCUCAACAGACCUUCAGCGCUCAAUGCUCUCACGACUGCAAUGGGGGCUAGAUUGCAGAAACUGUACAAAAGCUGGGAAGAUAAUCCUGAUAUUGGUUUUAUUGUAAUGAAGGGCAGUGGCAAGGCAUUUUGUGCUGGUGGAGAUGUAGUUUAUCUUUAUCAUAUGAUAAACAAAGGGAAAAUAGAAGAAUGUAAACAAUUUUUUAGUACACUAUAUGCAUUUAUGUAUAUGGUUGGUACAUGUUUGAAGCCACAUGUGGCUAUCUUGAAUGGCAUUACCAUGGGUGGUGGUGCUGGGGUCUCAAUACCCGGGACAUUCCGCAUUGCAACUGAUAAAACUGUAUUUGCUACCCCUGAAACUCUAAUUGGUUUCCAUCCCGAUGCUGGGGCAUCCUUUUACCUGUCACAUCUACCGGGUCACUUAGGGGAGUUCGUGGCCCUUACAGGUGAAAGGCUCAAUGGAUUGGACAUGAUUGCUUCUGGGCUUGCAACACACUAUUUGCAUAGUUCAAGGCUUCCUUUAAUUGAAGAAGAACUUGGGAAAAUAGUCACUGAUGAUCCUUCUGUCAUUGAAGCUUCUUUAGACAAGUAUGGUGAACUUGUCUAUCCAGAUGAGAAAAGUGUGCUUCAUAGGAUUGAAUUAGUUGAUAAAUGUUUCAGCCAUGACACGGUUGAGGAAAUUAUUGAUGCCUUGGAAUGUGAGGCAGGUAGAACAAAUGACGCAUGGUGCACUUCUACUCUAAAGAGACUUAAAGAAGUCUCACCAUUGAGCUUGAAGGUUGCCUUGCGAUCUAUAAGAGAAGGUAGAUUUCAGACCCUUGAUCAGUGCUUGGUUCGUGAGUACCGAAUGUCCCUACAGAGUAUCACUAAGCAGGUUUCAAAUGACUUUUGCGAGGGCGUUCGGGCACGUGUAGUCGAAAAGGACUUUGCACCGAAGUGGGAUCCUCCAAGUGUUGAAAAAGUGUCCAAUGACAUGGUGGAUCAAUAUUUUUCCCCUCUUACCAAUCUCACUUCUGCUGAUUCGCUAAUUUCCUCUGCUCUACAAAGUAAACAAGCACAGAGAGAGAGAGAGAGAGAGAGGAGAGAGAGAGAGGAGAGAGAGAGAGAGAGAGAGAAUGACGACUCAGGAGUAGGAGCAAACUUGCUGGGCCAGCACUCCGCCGAGAGAAACCAAGACGCUACUGCUUACGUCGGCAAUCUCGACCCUCAGGUUUCUGAAGAAUUACUGUGGGAGCUGUUUGUUCAAGCUGGCCCUGUUGUGAAUGUGUAUGUUCCCAAAGAUAGAGUGACAAACCUUCAUCAAGGAUAUGGAUUUGUUGAAUUCCGUAGCGAAGAGGACGCUGAUUAUGCAAUCAAGGUGCUUAAUAUGAUCAAACUUUACGGGAAGCCAAUACGUGUAAAUAAGGCAUCCCAAGAUAAAAAGAGCUUGGAUGUAGGGGCAAACCUUUUCGUUGGAAAUCUUGAUGUUGAUGUGGAUGAGAAACUCCUCUAUGAUACAUUCAGUGCAUUUGGAGUCAUAGUUACAAAUCCUAAGAUAAUGAGAGACCCCGAAACUGGAAAUUCCCGUGGAUUUGGCUUCAUUAGCUAUGAUUCCUUUGAGGCAUCUGAUGCAGCUAUUGAGGCAAUGAAUGGCCAGUAUCUAUGUAAUCGUCAAAUAACAGUGUCAUAUGCAUAUAAGAAGGACACUAAAGGGGAGCGUCAUGGUACUCCAGCAGAGAGAGUUUUGGCUGCAAGCAAUCCUACUUCAAAGAGCAGGCCUCAUACACUGUUCGCUAGUGGCCCCCCAACACUUGCCAAUGGUCCUCAGUCCAAUGGUACCAUGGGUGCUCCAGUGCCUCCACGACCUUUUGCAAAUGGUGGUGUUGGUCUUCCUCCACUACGCCCACCACCCCCUCAAGGUAUGGCGUUCCCACCCAUGCAGAUGAGUGUACAACCAGCCUGGCAGGGUCAGCCACAGCAACCAGGUCAAAUGCCUCCACCGCAAAUGCAACAGUUCAGACCUCCUCCUCCAAACAUGCCACAACCCCCUCCACAGGGUGCUCCAGCUCCUCCAAGGUCUCUUCCACCACCUAUGGCCAUGGGAAACCAACAACCUAUGUGGCGACCACCCCCACCUCAAAUGAGGCCCCCAAAUAUGCAACACGCAUCAAUGCCCCCACCUCCUCCCCUCAAUAACCCUCCACUACCGCCCCCUAUGAGUUGA